CCGGCCCGCUUCAUUAUUGGUAGUCGCACCAACAAGCGGCUCAGAAAGCCGAAGUCCAGACGGGAUUAUCAACAGCGGAUUCCGCCGAACUGCGGCGAGACAUCUCUGCCUUCGCUUCCCUCCAACAUUCGGACCGUAUUCAUUUUUCCGUCCCGAGCGACGUGAGGAGACAGGGACUGCUCGGCCCUCCUACCAUCUACCGGUACCGUGCAGCAGCCAUCAUCACAGCCUCCCAACUAACGGGAUGACGAGGGAAUCGAGCCUCCUCGCGUACAGACACCAUGAGGCGGCGUUCAAGGGUUCCCAGGAAUUCUUAAACCUGUCGUGGCAGCCACAUGGAGCGCUUUAACUUGUCAUUAGUGAGACUUUCCCAUUGAUCGUGGGAAGCGAGUGAGCCACAGAGGAGAAACUGGGAGCUGGGACUGAUUGAUCCUGCUCUUCAUCUUCACUUCAAAUGAGACGAAUGAGAAAUGUGGUUCACUAAAGUAGUGAUGGAGAUAUUUUUAUUUUUGAUUUGAGUAUUAACCAGAGGUCUAGACCAGCCUUCAUCUGGGUGCAACCUGGGAAGCACAUGCAGUUUGUACUGCAGUGUUGUGUGAAACAGAUAUAUUGUCAGGUCAUCGGGAGACGUUUUGAUUGUUGUGACACCACGAUGGUGGGAGCCACCAUCACCUCAUGCUUCAGGACUACUGCAGUCUAACAGAUAUUCUGGUUCCCCUGCGGGAAACAACGGAUCUGGAGCGUGGUCAUCUGCCAGCGGCAUGGACUACCACGCCGAGUGCUGCUUCUGUGAUCCAGAGGAGGGUCACGGUGUUCCGGACGAGCCAUGGCUCCACAGCAUCCACGCGCCCAACCGGAUCCGCCCAUCCUCGUACCGAGCUCUGAGGAGCGCAGUGUCCAGCUUGGCCCGCAUCGAUGACUUUUUCUGUGAGAAGAUCGGUUCAGGUUUCUUCUCUGAGGUCUUCAAGGUGCAGCAUCGGAUCACAGGACAGGUGAUGGCACUGAAAAUGAACACGCUGGCUAGCAACAAAGCUAACAUGCUAAGAGAAGUUCAGCUAAUGAACCGACUUUGCCACCCCAAUAUACUCAGGUUUCUUGGGGUUUGUGUGCAUGAAGGUCAACUCCACGCUCUGACUGAGGUAAAGCCUUCACCUGUGUCUCUCACCUGUUUGUAUUGUCAUGUUUCUUCAGCUUCUGGAAAAUGCCCAAAGUGACUCACUUUAGCUACUGUACAUUCACAUUACAUGCUGAAGAUACAAGUUUUUAGUUUUCCUUCCAAGGGAGUCU
Molecule: messenger RNA, 1287 nt
Organism: Monopterus albus (swamp eel)
Lineage: Eukaryota; Metazoa; Chordata; Actinopteri; Synbranchiformes; Synbranchidae
Product: dual specificity testis-specific protein kinase 2-like
Exons: 4
Coding region: 762-1214 (150 amino acids)
Biological process (GO): positive regulation of stress fiber assembly; protein phosphorylation; actin cytoskeleton organization
Cellular component (GO): cytoplasm; nucleus
Molecular function (GO): protein serine/threonine kinase activity; ATP binding
Source: RefSeq, a predicted model, not a curated record